CGCGGCCGUCCGUUGGACGGUGCGACAUGGACGACUAUGCAGCCACAGCUCCGACCCGACACACGCAUCGACACAUCACACGGGCGCCACAGUGCAGUUGUUGUUCAUCUCAAUCUGUGACCACCACGCCAUGAUCGCCACCACCUAGCUCCCCCCUAGAUUCCCACGCUCCCAGCGCCUCCUCCCCUUUAAUUUCUUCUCUCUCUAGCCCCUUCUUGUGGUGUUUGCGCGGCGCACGCAUGCUGCGCAGACAGUAGAGAGUGGCCGUACGGCAGCAGCGGGAGAGGGAGGCCCUGCGACUGCAAAGCUGGCAUCUUCUGCCCCCGGCCCGGCCUCGCCCCCAACAGUGCAGAUUCUUCCCGCUCCCGCACCACAAUUAUGGGUGGCAGCCGCGCGGCGGGGAGAAGAUAGCUCAGCGAGGAGGGCAAGAAUACUGUGGCGGCUCGCCAUUGCUCUCCGGCCCGCAGGUCCAUAGCUUCUCCUAUCCAUUACGUCUGCCAACUGUUCGGAGCAAUGAAGCCUUCAGAUGACAGGGUGCAGCUCUCAGAUUUGACGCAAUCGGAAGAGUCUUCGCUUGAUGUGGAGGGGUAUUGCCAUCACCACGCGAUCUUUCCUUGUUCUCCGUCAAUGCAACCAGUUGCCUCCGGAUGUGUACACACAGAAAACAGCGCGGCAUACUUCUUAUGGCCGACAUCAAACCUACAGCAUUGUGCGGCUGAGGGGCGGGCAAACUAUUUUGGGAACCUCCAGAAAGGACUGCUGCCGGUGCUCCCUGGACGUUUGCCCAAGGGCCAGCAAGCAAAUAGCUUGCUUGACUUGAUGACUAUAAGAGCUUUCCACAGCAAGAUAUUGCGGCGUUUCAGCCUUGGGACGGCAGUGGGCUUACGCAUAAUAAAGGGGGCUUUGACAGAUAUCCCCGCCAUUAUUGUCUUUGUUGCUCGAAAGGUUCAUAAAAAGUGGCUCAAUCCGAACCAAUGCCUUCCCGCGAUUCUUGCGGGACCAGGAGGUGUUUGGUGCGAUGUUGAUGUUGUAGAAUUUUCAUAUUAUGGUGCACCGGCUCCAACUCCUAAAGAGCAGAUGUUCAGUGAGCUUGUGAAUAAGCUGUGUGGCAGUGAUGAGUAUAUUGGUUCUGGCUCCCAGGUUGCAAGCCAGGAUACAUUUGGAACGUUGGGUGCAAUUGUGAAACGGCGCACCAGCAACAAGCAGGUUGGUUUCCUCACCAACCGACACGUUGCAGUUGACUUGGACUACCCUAACCAGAAGAUGUUUCACCCAUUGCCACCCAAUCUUGGGCCUGGUAUUUAUCUUGGAGCUGUCGAAAGGGCAACAUCUUUCAUCACAGAUGAUGUUUGGUAUGGAAUUUAUGCUGGAACAAACCCAGAGACAUUUGUACGAGCUGACGGUGCAUUCAUUCCAUUUGCUGAUGACUUUGACAUAUCCACAGUCACUACUAUAGUUAGGGAGGUCGGUGAGAUUGGAGAUGUUAAGGUUAUAGAUCUGCAGUGUCCUAUCAAUAGCCUCAUAGGGAGGCAAGUUUGCAAAGUUGGCAGAAGCUCUGGUCACACGACUGGGACUGUGAUGGCAUAUGCCCUUGAGUACAAUGAUGAGAAAGGAAUAUGCUUCUUCACUGACCUCCUCGUUGUUGGCGAGAACCGCCAAACAUUUGAUUUGGAAGGUGAUAGUGGAAGCCUUAUUAUUCUGACCAGCCAGGAUGAGGAGAAGCCACGUCCUAUUGGGAUAAUAUGGGGUGGCACAGCAAACCGUGGGAGGAUAAAGCUUACAAGUGAUCAUGGUCCUGAAAAUUGGACUACCGGGGUUGAUCUUGGCCGUCUUCUUGAUCGUCUAGAACUUGAUCUUAUCAUAACCAACGAAUCACUCAAAGAUGCUGUGCAGGAGCAAAGGAAUGCUUAUGUGGCUGCGGUUAUGUCUGCUGUUGGGGAGUCUUCCAUGGUGGAUGUCACUGCAUCAGAAGCCACCACACAAGAGAAGGUUGAAGAGAUCUUUGAGCCUCUGGGAAUCAAAAUUCAGCAGCUGCCCCGUCAUGACAUGACAACCUCUGCAACUGAAGGGGAGGGUGCAGCCAACACGCCGUCUGAUAUGGAAGAGCAUCAGUUCAUUUCAAACUUUGUCGGCAUGUCUCCUGUAUGCCGUGACCAAGAUGCUCCAAGGAGCAUCAUCGCAAAUUUGAAUAAUCCAUCAGAGGAAGAGCUCGCCAUGUCGCUGCACCUAGGCGAACGAGAAUCGGACCAAGACCAGGAGAAGGGGACUCCCUCAGACCCUGAAUCGAGCCUAAACCUGGAGAAGCGGCCUCGCCCUGACACAGAACCGAGCAUAGACCUGGAAAAGCGGCCUCGGUGUGACCCAGAACCGAGCAUGGACCUGCAGAAGCGGCCUCGCUCUGACCAAGAACAGAGCAUAGACCUAGAGGAACGGCCUUGUUCUGACCCAAAACCGAGCAUAGACCUGGAGAAGUGAAGGGUCCAUUCUCGACGUUUCUGGAAUGAGCUUGUGGAGAAUCGAAGCAAGUAGAUGAAAGAUCUCCCGCAGUUCAGCAAACUGAACCUGCAAUAUUAGCUUAAGUUAACUAUUGGCUUCAUGGGGGAAGCAUAUCAUGUACUACUAUGGCACUUGAUUCAGCUCUUGUAGGAUGUUCGGUGGUAGCCCUGCAUUUUUGCUGUGCUCAUAAGAUUUGAUCAUAAUAAACAAUGCUCAAUCUGAAUAUUUUUGUCUUGGAAA
Molecule: messenger RNA, 2736 nt
Organism: Lolium perenne
Lineage: Eukaryota; Viridiplantae; Streptophyta; Magnoliopsida; Poales; Poaceae
Product: protein NARROW LEAF 1
Source: RefSeq, a predicted model, not a curated record